Molecule: messenger RNA, 3428 nt
Organism: Chaetomium fimeti
Lineage: Eukaryota; Fungi; Ascomycota; Sordariomycetes; Sordariales; Chaetomiaceae
Product: fungal-specific transcription factor domain-containing protein
Exons: 5
Coding region: 251-3334 (1027 amino acids)
Biological process (GO): positive regulation of transcription by RNA polymerase II; DNA-templated transcription
Cellular component (GO): nucleus
Molecular function (GO): DNA-binding transcription factor activity, RNA polymerase II-specific; sequence-specific DNA binding; zinc ion binding
Source: RefSeq, a predicted model, not a curated record
CGUCGGGUCUCUCCGCCCGCGCUCGAACGCCCAGCCUACUCCUUGUUACCUAUUCUCCAACGACUACCGACUCCCGAAUCCCGACUCCCGGUUCCGGCGUGUGUAGACACUUGAACAACACGCCGCGCCCGUGGGCCAGACAUGCGAACAUACACCUAAAGUCUAUCGCGACGGGGCAAGAUAUCCACACGGAGGUAGACAGGAAACAUCUCCGUGACUUCCCCGCGCAAGCUCACACCUGGAGACGACCAUGACGGGCCCGACUGUUGACAACACGUCUGUCCCCCGCGCAGUUCGGCCAGCUUCGCGCCCUCCGCGUGCUGGCCGGGCUGGGAGCAGCACGAGGAAGGCCGCCAUCCAACCGAGGACCAUGGCCGCCGCGAACAGCCCCGAGAUGUCCGGUGAGGAUUCGGCCGACUUGUCUUUGGAUGAGUUCGUCUCCCGGUCCGAGAGCGCCAGGUCACCCAGACAAGGUUCCAUUAAGCCAGAGUCCGAAGAUGCUUCCGGAGUGCAGGACGACCUUGGAGAGGCCCCGAGCAUGCCCCUACAGAAACGCCGCAGGGUGACGAGGGCAUGCGACGAGUGCCGCCGGAAGAAGAUCAAGUGCGAUGGGAAGCAGCCGUGUACGCACUGCUCGGUGUACAGCUAUGAGUGCACGUACGAUAAACCGUCUAACCGCCGCAGGAACCCCGCCCCCCAGUACAUCGAAGCUCUGGAGGCGAGGCUCCAACGAGCCGAGGGUUUGUUGCGCAAAUUCAUGCCUGACGUUGAUCUUGCCGACCCCAAUCUGGAUCCUGCAGUCCAGCAAGAGUUCCGAAAUAGGGAGAAGGCCAGGGCUCGCGCCAUGGAGCUCAAGAUGGAGGCCUCCAGGGACCAGCAAGAGGAGAGCCAAGACCCUCAGAUCAUAUCCAUGAUCGAGUCAAUCGGCCAGUUAGAACUCAAAGAGACCGGCGAAUGGGAUUUCAAUGGCAUCUCCUCGGGCGCCGUCUUCCUCCAGCGUAUGAAAGACCACUUUCAAACCCUCCUCGGAAAUGAAUACCACAUCCCCUUCUUGCCUCGACCAUCGGUACCGCCUGGCCUGUUCAGCCUCGACUCCCCGAAAUCCGGUGCCAGCUCGCCUUCCAACUCUCCCGCCAUCUACGAUCUCCCUCCCUUGGAACGGGUACGCACACUCUGCUACUACUCUCUCGAUUGUGCUACUUGCCUCCUCCGGAUCGUCCACCAGCCGACCUUCUACGAAAGGCUCGACAAGCUUUACACGACGCCACAAGAAUCCUGGGGUAGCGAUGAGCACAGGUUCCUUGGCUUGCUCUACUCGGUGCUAGCACUCGGUUGCGUGUACAACGUCUCCCAGGACCACGAGUCGGAGGACCCUGUGACCUACAAGUCGGCGGUGAAAGAAGGGGUGAAAUAUUAUACAACCGCGCGGUUAAUCCUGCAGGAUGUUGCGGAAUGUCGCGACAUGGCUUCUCUCCAGGCGCUCGUGUACAUGAUCCUGUUCCUCCAAGCAACUUCCAACAUCAGCGACUGCUACGCGUUCCUCGGAAUCGCUCUCCGAUCGUGCUUGCGCAUGGGGCUACACCGCCACCUAUCACACGACAAAAUUACUCCGAUCGAAGACGAGUCCAGGCGGCGGGUAUUUCAUGUUAUCCGCCAAAUGGACUUUUACGUUUCCGCUAUCCUGGGGUUCCCUCUUCUGCUCCACGACGAGGAUGUCGACCAACCCCUUCCGACCGAGGUAGACGACGAGUACAUUACCAAAGACGCAAUCACGAUGCCGCCUGCAGGUACACCGUCUUACUUUCAGGCGUUCAACGCGCACAACAAGCUUAUGAGGAUACUUGCGAAGGUGGUAAAAAACAUAUACCCGCUCCGGGGGAUGACGGACGGUGUAAAAGAGCAGCGAACCGACAGGACGUUCUUGAUCAACUAUUCUCGGGUUCAGGCCAUCGAGUCGGAGCUCCAGGAUUGGCAAUCACAACUGAACGAAUACUGGCGGCCAAGCCAUGACGGCCCGAUCGAGGUUAUCCGUGUUCGAACCCUCCUCCGCUUCGGCUACGCCCAUGUCCAGAUGAUGCUGUACAGACCUUUCCUCCACUAUAUCUCACCACGUCUAACUGCCGGCAAGAAAGUCGAGAACCGCUACUAUCACUGCGCUGCGGCGGGCAUUACCGUAUCGCGGAACAUCAUUCACAUCGGGAGCGAGAUCCAGAAACACGGGGCACUUAUCGGACCGUAUUGGUUUAUUUUAUAUACCGAGUUCUUUGCCAUACUUUCUCUCGUGUUCUUUGUCCUGGAAAACCCCGAUAAACCAGGGUCUGCCGAGAUACUGGCCGAUGCUAAGGCUGGAAGGGACGUCAUCGCAACUCUUGCGAAACGGAGCCUGGCGGCCGACCGUAUAACUGUUGCUCUCAACCCCCUAUUUGACCAGUUACCAGACCAAGUGAAGAAACCCACGGGGCGGCCAACGCCGACGAAGAAACGAUCGGCUCCGGUCACAACCUCGUCCCAAGGGUCAAGAGCAGGCAGCGCGGCGCUACCCAGCCGCCCUGAUUUACAGGACGGCAUACCACAGCGGAGAUCAGAAGAGAUGACUCGCCCGGCGAUCGGCCUGCUUCGGCGAGAGGCACGAGCCCCGCCUCAAAGAACAGCAUCCUUCGACACCAUCGGGUUUCAACAUGGCAGCCUGGCGGGACAAAACUUUACCAACCUCCAGGAUAUCUUACCCAUGAACAUGCCCAUGUCGGGGACGGGUUCAGAUUCUAGCAGCACACAGGGAACGAUGCACAGACAUACGCAAGGUUUUCAGCAAGGGCAGGCCGCAGGCGGACCUGCCAGCUCGUUGUACAAGAUGGACGCGAUGAUGUUUCCCUCGGAAGACCCCUUCGCCUACCCGAACCAACCGCCGAUAGAUCCCGCUACCCAGCAUCCGGGCAGCCAGACGCCACAAUCGAGCGCCGGCCAGUCCCACGACGCCAUGCAGUUCUACAUCCCCAACAUGUACGACGGGAUCGAGGGGCAGCUUCUGGAGCCUAUCCCCUCGUAUCUCAUGUCGCAAGGGCCACAGAGGCAAGGGCAGCACGGACUGGACGCAACGGCGCAAAUGUACAACACUCCCGGCAUGCUCACAAUGCAGCCCGACCACGGAAGCCACGCACAUCAGCAGCCGCAGCAUCACCACCAGCAGAUGACCCAGCAACAGCAUCAGCAACAACAGCAGCAGCAUCAGCAACAGCAACAGCAGCAAAGCGGCGCUAUGAUGGACGAAAUGCUGACGGAUCCGAGCUUCCGAGGCGAGUGGGAUGAUAUGUUGGGCAAUCCCGGAUAUCGAUGAAGGAGCUGUUAAGGUAUGGGAGGCAACGACUCGAGGAUGACGGGGCGGGGGGGAGGGGAGCGGUAUUCGAGGGUGAAUGGGUGGGCAGAAGAAG